Messenger RNA from Ostrinia furnacalis (Asian corn borer), 2192 nucleotides. It is a transcript of the gene sstn, whose product is annotated as stepping stone. The transcript has a single exon. The coding region runs from base 147 to 1853 and encodes 568 amino acids. The record is from RefSeq and is a predicted model, not a curated record. NCBI's taxonomy places the organism in Eukaryota, Metazoa, Arthropoda, Insecta, Lepidoptera, Crambidae.
UUAAACAUGGGCGCGGAUGUCGUGUAUGUGUCAGUGUCGAAGAAUUUAAUUUUCUUUGUUUAUUUUACUUUUAUUGACUUUUCUUAUUUAUUUUCGUAACUAUUCUUCAAACUCAUGGUUUAUUUGUUUUGGACUACGUUUUGAAUAUGGGUACAAGCACAAUGGGUAGCGAUUUGCACUCAGAUAAGCAGGAUAAGCUUCUGAAGCUUCAAGCUCGUAAGAAGGAAUUGGAGCAAAUGCUCGCAGCCAAAAAUGAGGAGCUAUACAAGUUGUGCGUCCAAGAAGUUCAGCUGACGGGUAUUAUGCCCCCUGAGGCGCCUUUGAGCCCAGAAGUACCGCAGCGUGAAAGACUCGGGAGUGUGAAAAGUAUCGAUAGAUCUACAGAUGGGAACGAUGUCCACGACGGCUCCGACACAUCGUCUCGUCGCCUGCGAGCCGGUACUGGGGACCGCAUGCUCGAUAGCGAUCAGAAUGCACGCAAAAACCUUACACACAGACUAUCCACUCCCUCCAUAUCGGGUAUUUCGACUAAAAGUUCUCACUCACGACACAUGAGGCGUCCAGAAACGAGCUGUUCCAAUUUCUUCCCUUCGCCGCCUCAGGAUCGAAACGCAGAUACGUUUUCUAUUCACACGUCGCACACAUAUCCUGCUUUAGCAGGUCGUCAUGAGCCUACACCAGAAAAUAUGCACAAUGAUCUGCAAGGGCCCAUGCAUAGACACCAUACAAUGACGACUGAAUAUAUGAAUAAGAUAUACUACAAUGGUGCUCCAGAUGCUCAUAAUGUUUCCCGAUUAAGAGAAACCCACUUUAGUUCUAGCCAUCCUGACAUUACCACCCAUCACACUCAUGGCAGUGUUGCUCCUCACCCAGUUCCGAAUGGCAUGCGUAAUAUACCGUUGCUGUAUCAAUAUGCAUCCCACUUAAAAGGUCAGAAUCAACACCUGAGCGCUCUGCACCAUCAUCAAAUGCAGGGACAGACCAAACGGAGACCAGAAGCCGUCCGCAGAAAUACUUUACAGAGAACCCAAACUUAUCAUCUCACCUCCCACAGCGACUAUAAUCACCAUCUAGAAAAUAUAACUGACAAUUACCGGCCUCCAAUGUCAGCGUACCAACACAGAUCUCAACCGGAUAUCCAGGAACAAUCUGAUAGAUUGCAUUUACCUAUAGAGAGAGUUGCAACCGUGCCCAACACACUGCCAUUGCGGGAACGUAAUGUUAUUAGAAACCCGGUGCAUAUGCAGCAACUGCAAGUUUCAACUGAUGACUACACUCGAGACGAUAGGCGUGCGUACCCUGAUGCCAUGAGCCCAGUGAGCCAGCUCUCAGGGUACUCCCAAUCAAACUUCGAUACUGUGAGUAUGAACAAGUUUUCACCACUCUCUCAAAAUGACCUGAAAGUGAAGGAAAAACAAUGGUACGAAACAUCUUUAGAUUCGCCAACGAAAUCAGAAGCUCCUCUCUUGAAAAAGUCAUCGAGCUUAAAAAGGACUUCUAGUAUAGGGAACUCUCAAGCUUACGAGAUAAUGAUCUCAUCGGGUAGACAUUCUGCGAUGCAGAGUCCUAACCAAGUGCCUCAUAGUCCGCCUGUUUUGUCUCCGAGUGCUGUAUCACUUGAUUCUCCGAAAAAUUUGACAGUUAUAGAGCAGGGCAAAUGUAUACCGUAUAGAGAGGAGACAAAACCGUUUGAAAUGUCAGAUUUUUACAAAUACUCAACAAAGUUUAGACAAGCGAAUGCUCAGAAGCCUCCACCUGCCAAUCCAGUGCCAAGUGUAAAUAAUGUGUACAACAAAAUGCCUAUGGAAUUGCCCCCAUACUCCCAGGACCAUUGGCACGGACAAAAUAACUAGUUUAAGUUUUUAUUCUACCAGUUUAUAAUGUGUUCUGAAUUCCUAGAAUUCAAAGGAUUCUUGAAUCUUUGUUUUACUAACUUUAUUUUAAGGCAACUUUUAUUAUAUUAUUUAAUCUCUUAGUUAGCAAUGGUACUUAUGGUAGGCUGCUAUUUAUUACAGCCAAUUAGAAUAAUUUGUGAAUAAAUCCUUAUGUUGAACAAAAACAAUAUCAGCCUUCUUGCAAACAGAAAGAUAUUAUGCUUCAGUAGGUAUAUGAAAAUUGAGAAUGAUCUCUCCUUAAGUAAAUAAUUUUUCAUUAAACCUACCCCAAUAACUUCAAGGAAAUGAUUAUUUCUU